Molecule: messenger RNA, 2013 nt
Organism: Prunus armeniaca (apricot)
Lineage: Eukaryota; Viridiplantae; Streptophyta; Magnoliopsida; Rosales; Rosaceae
Source: the annotation of a GenBank genome assembly
AUGGACUAUAGUGAUCAAUUCACAACUUAUUCGAUAUUCAAUGGUAGAGAUGCAUUACUUCGAUGGGCUCGUGAACAAGGAAAAUUGAAUAAUAUUGUCAUUGUAAUUAAAAGGUCUGAUUAUGGAGGUGAGGGCAAGAGGAGAUCUCGUGUAAUACUUGCUUGUGAGAGGAACAGUAACUAUAAGUCUUGCAAGUCUAGUGAGACAACUGAUAUAAGGUCGGAUGCAAAUAGUGAUAUGAAAAAAUGUGCUAGGGACACUGGUACCAAGAAAUGUGGAUGCCCAUUUUUGUUAAAAGGUGUCAAUAUUGGUGAUGGGGAUGAUUGGAAGUUGGAGGUGGUUUGUGGAGUACACAACCAUCCUAUUUCAGAGUAUCUUCAAGGUCAUUCAUUUGUGGGGCGACUUACUGAAGAGAAGAAUGCCUUGUUGGUGGACAUGUCUAAGAGUUUGGUGAAACCCAGAGAUAUUUUGGUCACCAUUAAAGAUAGAGAUGCAAUGAAUGUUUCAACUAUGAAGACAAUAUACAAUGCUAGGAUCCGAAAUAGAACCAAAGAAUUUGCUGGGAGAACCCAGAUGCAACAAUUGCUUACUAAGUUAUCCGAACACAAUUAUAUUGAGUGGUAUAAGACAUCUGGGGUGACAUAUACUAAUAUGACAUUCUCUAUUGCGUAUGUGUAUAUGAAUGCCGAGAAGGAAGACAAUUACACAUGGGCAUUGACUGUGUUGAGGAGUUUGUUGGAUGAUAAUUGUCUUCCUGGUGUUAUUGUCACCGAUCGAGAGUUAGCACUCAUGAAUUCUAUUACGUCUAUAUUUCCGAAAGCACAACAUUUAUUAUGUAGAUGGCAUAUUAACAAAGGAGUGUUGGCAAACUGCAAGAAGUUAUUUGGGACCCUCAAACAAUGGAAGCAAUUUAAUGAGGAUUGGAAUACUUUGGUUGGUUCAGAAACGGAGGAGGAAUAUUGGCGUUGUUUGCGACAGAUUGAGUCUAAGUUCAGUGAAUUUCAAAAAGCUCUUGAAUACAUACAUGAAAAUUGGUUAAAUCCAUUUAAGGAUAAGUUUGUGGCCGCAUGGACAGACACUUGUAUGCAUCUUGGAUCGACGAUCUCAAAUAGAGCGGAAAGUGCACAUGCAAAGUUGAAGCGACAGCUCCGCUCAAGCCAACUUAACUUUGAGAGAUCAUGGGUAACUAUACACUCAUUGUUAGAGCUAGAGCACACAGAGAUUAAGGCAUCUUUUGAAAAGAGUCGAUGUUUUAUUCAACAUAGGUUCAGGCAUCCGGAGUUGAGAGAGUUAGUAGGUUUUGUUUCUAUAAAGGCUUUGAGUGUAAUUGUGUGCGAGUUAGAAAGGUUAGAGACAGAUGGGGUGGAUGCUUUAUCAUGUGGUUGUGCUAUUCGUCGAACCAACCAAUUACCAUGUGCACAUGAAAUUGCGGAGUAUAGAGAGCAUGGUGUACCAAUACCACUUGAUGUCGUGCAUUCACAUUGGAGGAAAUUAGAUAUCAUCAAUAUAGGAAACAGUAGUCAUGGCACAACUUCACCAGGAAGGUCACAACUACAAAGAUUCAAUAUGUGGUAUGAACAACAAGAUGGUGAGAAGAAGAGACAAGCCCACAUGACACUAGAGGAGCUAAUGAACCCUGGUUCUACUGCACUUAUUGAACCAAAAGAGAAGUUGAAGACCAAAGGGAGACCGAGAAAAGUCGACACUUCUACUCGUUGUUUGCCAUCUGCAUUUGAGAUUGCUAAGGCCUCCAUUGCUCUACCUAAAAAUAAACCAAAGCAAAGCCUCACUACCUCACUCAAAAUAAAACCGAAGCAAAGUACCAUUGCAGUGCCAAAAAAAGAAACUUGGUUGCUUCUACUUUAUAAGCCUCGCGAAUACCAAUCAGCGUUCGAUACAUAUAUGCAUAUAGAGAAAUUCCCAAGAGGAGCAACCACUGCACCAGACACAGGAAUGCCUAAAAUAGAUGACACAUCAUCCAAUGUGAUGGUCAUCUCACCAAAAGACAUGUGA